Molecule: messenger RNA, 1641 nt
Organism: Salvelinus namaycush (lake trout)
Lineage: Eukaryota; Metazoa; Chordata; Actinopteri; Salmoniformes; Salmonidae
Exons: 11
Coding region: 1-1641 (546 amino acids)
Biological process (GO): protein dephosphorylation; signal transduction; cilium assembly
Molecular function (GO): protein tyrosine/serine/threonine phosphatase activity
Source: RefSeq, a predicted model, not a curated record
AUGCCCACGGUGCCGGUGCCUCGCCCAGCCUACUCCCAGGCCAGAGAGAAUCUGGUGAAGGCCAUCCCACCCAAGAUCAUUUGCCUACUGGCCUGCGGAGGAUGGGACUGCCGCUAUGAAGGACCAGCCUGCUGGAGGCCCAGCCAACAAGCUGUACAGGGACUCUUCUCACACUGGGUGACUGAUGACAUUGUGGCCAUGGCACGACCCUCUUCUCACCUCAUCAAGAAAUACAACAUCAUAGAGCAGUUCCAACGGCUGAACAUCAAGUCCAUCAUCAACAUGCAGUUGCCUGGGGAGCAUGCUCACUGUGGCCCUCCACUGGAGCCAGACACUGGAUUCACUUACUCCCCACAAACCUUUAUGGAGAAUAAUAUCUUCUUCUUCAACUUUGGCAUGCCGGACUUCGGUGUGUCGUCUCUCGUGGGGAUGAUGGAUGGAGUAAAGGUGUUAGCCUUCGCUGUGAAAGAAGGGAAGGUGGCGGUGCACUGUCACGCAGGCUUGGGGAGGACAGGUGUCCUGAUAGCCUGCUACCUGGUCUACACUCUGCGUGUGAGCCCCAGUGAGGCGGUCCACUACGUGCGUAUCAAACGUCCCUGUUCCAUCCAGACCAGGGACCAGAUCAGCCUGGUGUUUGACUUUGCUCGUCUUCUGGGCCCUCAGCUGGCCCAGUACCCUGACUUCAGCCUGCGCCACGGGGCCCAGUUCACCCUGCUGCAGUACCUGCACCGUCAGGCCCUCCUCCUCCAUGGCCAGGAGGCCCGCACCCUCAGGCACACUCCCAAGGUGGUGUACCUGCUGUGUGGCCGUCUUACUGCCCUGGCCUUGGGCCUGCCUGCCUCUCCGGAGGUGCAUGCUGAGCUGGAGAGAAGGGCCGAACUGCGGGCCCUUGGCAGGGCUGUGAGGGAGACCCUGGUGGCCAAGCAGUACCUGCCCCUGCACCGUGAGGUCCAUAGGGGGUCCUGGGGAGGGUCAGGGUCUGUGUCCUCCUGGGAUGAACCAGAGGGGUUUCUGGAGAGGAAGAGACAGGUACUGCUGGAUAAACGCAGCUACAGUGACUCAGACCUCAGCAAGAUCACUGUAAAACAGGUACGUAAAAACCAGCGUAAGUCCGGACAGGCCUCAGUGGCUCGGGCAGUUGCCAAGGAGAUGGCAGAUCUAAACCCCCCUGGAGAGUCUGUUCUACAGAGGACAGCACUGCUACAGGAGGAGCUGAACAGCAGUGAGUGUGCCUGGGCUCUACUGGUCACAGAGUCUGAUCCGCACGUACUCAGCUGUCUAUUGUGGACCUGGCUGGAGAAACUCAAGGAGCCUGUUCUGAGUGCAGAUGACAUAGAGAGGUUGACCUCAGUAUCUCAACACGUGAACCAUCUCAGUGUGUUAACGAAGCCCCAGCGCCACACCAUGUCCUGUUUGCUGGGUUGUGUGGGUCAGGUGACCAGUCUGUGUCCUCAGAGAGAGGAGGCUGUGCUACGACGCCUGAUACAAGCACUCACCAGGCACCCUCAGGAGGAGAUGGAGAGCUAUAAAGUCCUGAUGAGAAUCCUCAAGUCCAGCAUCAGACAAACACUCCAUAACCAUAACUCCCUCACACAGACCUCAGACUACACAAACACCUGCUCAAGAAGAGGAAACAAUUGA